AUGGCGACCCCCAAGUCGAAAGUCCUGCCCAUUGUUCCGCUGGCCGCGCCGUCCGCCCUGUUCCCCGGCGUGACCCUCAAUCUUCCCAUUGUGAACCGCGCCGAUGUCGCCUCUCUUCUCGCACACAUCUACAGCCGCGCCGCAAGCCCCAAGACCGAUGCCCCCGUCACGAUAGGCUGCGUGCCGCUGAACUCGCCCCUUCUUUCGCGCGACGGCCAGCGCCUCAUCGACGCCGAUGCCGCUGCCAAGAAGAAGGCCGCGAAGCCCGACGCCAAAGACCCCGUUCACGCCACAAAAGACGACCUGUUCUCCUUCGGCACUGUGGCCAAGGUGUCGGGUGUGCAGGGCCGCGGCCAGGGAGAGCUGAGCCUGCUGGUCGAGGGCAUCAGCCGUUUCAAGGUCCAGAAUGUCAUUCAGGAGCGACCCUACUUUGAGGCCGAAUUGGUUCAUCUGGAGGAUGAAUUCGUCAAUCCCACCGACUCCACCAUGCUCAACCUCUUCUCCGAGCUCAAGCAGCUGUCACGCGAGUACCUGGCUCUCGUCCGCCUAUCAUCCAUCUUGCCUCGGAUGAACAUGACAAUAACACCGUUGAUGGCACGGCGGCUGGAGCUGUUCAUUGCAAAGAAGGACGUCUCCGAGGCCGGCCUGCUGGCCGAUGUCAUGGCUGCCAACGCCAUAGAGUGCACCCACGAGGAGAAACUGCGCGUUCUGUCUGCCGUUUCUGUCAAGGAUCGUGUUCAACGAGUCAUCGAGAUCUUGCAGAAGCAAAUCCAGGCCAUCCAAGGAAGCAGCCGGAUGCUGACCGCCAAUCCCGCCAAACCCUCGACCGGCAUCGACGCGGAAAAGAUCGAGAGAUGGAACAAGGCACGGUUAAGGAUGCCCAAUAACCUUAGCAGCAUGAGCGGCUUCCCCGGGUUUCCCGGCUUCCCCGGUGGCAAUGCUGGAGCCGGCGGCCAGGAGGAAGGCAACGAGCUGGAUGAGCUGAAGAAGAGAUUAGAGGAGGCCAAGAUGAGCCCUGAGGCACAAAAGGUCGCGCAACGCGAGAUGCAGAGGCUACAGAAGAUGAACCCCGCUCAGGCCGAAUAUCAGGUCUGCAGGAAUUACCUGGAGAAUCUUGCCGACAUUCCUUGGUCCAAGUUGACCGAAGAUCAGCUGGAUGCACAGACUCUCGCAAGGGCAAGAAAGCAACUCGACGACGAUCACCAUGGCUUGGAAAAGAUCAAGAAGCGUCUGCUGGAAUACCUUGCUGUUCUCAAGCUCAAGCAAUCUGUUAACGCCGACAUCGAGGCUCAGAUCAAGAUGUUGUCUGAGUCGGCUCUCAAGGACAGCGCAAAGGACUCGAAGGAGGAACACGAGGAGAAGGAGGCAGCUGCAGAUGAGGCAAGAGAGACCUCCUUGGUGAAGACAACCCCGAAAGACCCAAGCGAGGCCGAGCUUCGUCUGUUGGAGAAGAAGCGCAUGGUCGACAAGUCACCGAUUCUUCUCCUUGUUGGUCCUCCUGGCACGGGUAAGACCAGCUUGGCCAAGUCUGUGGCAACGGCCCUUGGCCGCAAGUUCCACCGGAUCUCCCUCGGUGGUGUGCGUGAUGAGGCCGAAAUCCGUGGCCACAGAAGAACCUACGUAGCCGCGAUGCCUGGUCUGAUUGUGCAGGGGCUGAAGAAGGUUGGCGUUGCUAACCCAGUCUUCCUGCUUGACGAGAUCGACAAAAUUGGCAUGUCAAAUCACAAUGGCGACCCAUCGGCAGCGAUGCUCGAAGUCUUGGACCCGGAGCAGAACCACACCUUCACCGACCAUUACAUCAACAUCCCUAUCGACUUGAGCAAGAUUCUCUUCAUCGCAACAGCAAACACUCUCGACACAAUCCCGCCUCCCCUUCUCGACAGAAUGGAGACUAUUCAGCUCUCUGGUUACACGACUCUGGAGAAGAGGCACAUUGCCACACGGCACUUGCUCCCCAAGCAAAUAACGACCAACGGGCUUGCCUCAGACAAGGUCCUGUUGCCCGAAGAGGUUAUUGACAAGAUCAUCACUUCCUACACCCGAGAAUCGGGUGUCAGGAAUUUGGAACGCGAGUUGGGAAGCGUUUGCCGGUACAAAGCGGUCGAGUAUGCUGAGGCCAUCGAUGCCCACAGCCUGCAGCUCUAUCAACCAGAGGUGAACGUGGAGGACCUGGAGAAGAUUUUGGGCGUCGAAACUUUCAGCGAGGAGCUUGCCGAGAGGCAUUCUAGGCCUGGUGUCGUAACCGGCCUUGUGGCUUACAGCACUGGCGGCCAAGGAAGCAUCUUGUUCAUCGAGAUUGCGGACAUGCCUGGCACUGGUCGCGUCCAACUUACCGGCAAGCUCGGCGACGUGCUCAAAGAGUCGGUUGAAGUGGCGCUCACGUGGGUGAAGGCGCACGCAUACGAGCUCGGUCUCUCGGCCAGUCCGGACAUGGAUAUCAUGAAGGAGCGUAGCAUCCACGUCCAUUGUCCGUCGGGUGCUAUUCCCAAGGACGGCCCCUCGGCUGGCCUUGCUCACACGAUUGCUCUUAUUUCCCUCUUCUCGGGCAAGCCGGUGUCUCCGCGACUGGCAAUGACGGGCGAGGUCUCGCUGCGCGGGCGGGUGCUGCCGGUGGGCGGCAUCAAGGAAAAGUUGAUCGGAGCGUUGCGCGCAGGCGUCGAGGUGGUUCUUCUGCCAGAGGCUAACCGCAAAGACGCCAAGGAUCUGCCUGACGAAGUCAAGAAUGGCCUUCGCAUCGAGCACGUUUCGCACAUCUGGGAAGCGAUGCGGCACGUGUGGCCGGAGGCGAGGUGGCCCGGCGAGAAGGGGUGGGCUGCGCUGGAGAGCAGACUGUAG
Messenger RNA from Lasiodiplodia theobromae, 2835 nucleotides. Its product is annotated as ATP-dependent protease. NCBI's taxonomy places the organism in Eukaryota, Fungi, Ascomycota, Dothideomycetes, Botryosphaeriales, Botryosphaeriaceae. The coding region runs from base 1 to 2835 and encodes 944 amino acids. The transcript has 2 exons. Gene Ontology annotation, biological process: protein catabolic process; protein quality control for misfolded or incompletely synthesized proteins; protein targeting to peroxisome. Gene Ontology annotation, cellular component: peroxisomal matrix. Gene Ontology annotation, molecular function: ATP hydrolysis activity; ATP-dependent peptidase activity; serine-type endopeptidase activity. The record is from RefSeq and is a predicted model, not a curated record.